Messenger RNA from Botrytis deweyae, 2604 nucleotides. RefSeq lists its product as uncharacterized. NCBI's taxonomy places the organism in Eukaryota, Fungi, Ascomycota, Leotiomycetes, Helotiales, Sclerotiniaceae. The record is from RefSeq and is a predicted model, not a curated record. Bases 1 to 2604 code for a protein of 867 amino acids. The transcript has 6 exons.
AUGCUUAUGGAUCGACAAACUACACUACCAUCUGCCAAAACCCCAUUGGAUUUCUAUAUUCGCGUGCUAUAUGGCAAACGAGUGGGCAUUUUAGUAGAUGUAGGAGAGGCAGCCGGUCAUGAUUGUCUUCCUAUGUGGUUCCUCGAGCCCAAUUCUGCCGAAGAGAAAAUUCCAGCGAAACCGGAAUCUCGACGUAUCAAACAAUUUGCCCAAGGAGAAGUCUUGGAGGAUCUCGAAGACUUGGUCAAUACGCAAAUUAAGCCUUGGAUUGAAGCCUGUUAUAAUCGCCGGAGAAUCAUGAGAAUUGCGGCCGUACAUUAUUGUUGGGGUAGAGGAAACGACGUUGCAAAAACGACCACAGGGAAUCUUGAGGAUCGUCUACGCAGCUUCGAUAUUGCUUACCUUCCUAAGACCGUACAAGAUGCAAUAAUUUUGACUAGAAUGAUGAACAUCCGUUACCUAUGGGUCGAUGCAAUUUGCAUUAUUCAAUCCUCAGAGAACGAUGACUAUAGCGAAUUCCAAACGGAGGCGAGCAAAAUGCGAGAUUACUACGCCAACGCCGAGCGCUGUAUUGCUGCGUCAGUUGCUAAUGAUGCAGCGGAAGGAUUCCUCAGAGAAAGGCUGCUUGGGCGGUACCCAAUCCAGUUCAUUUUCCUAACCUACCCAGGUACUGUUGGUCCGGAUCGGCAAUCUAUAACACUGCAUUCAAAAGAAAACGUCGCGACAUUGAGGAAUGUUAUUGAUGAAUCGCCACUGUCAAAACGCGGAUGGUGCUUACAGGAGCUUUCGCUUCCACCACGUGUACUUCAUUGGACCUCUAAUGGGCUAUACCGCGAAUGCCAAUCUUCCUACUUUCUAGAGGGAAGUUCCAAAAAGUGGGAGACGUAUGAUUAUGCCGCUACUGCUACUCCUCGGGAUAUUUUAGCGAUGCCUGACAACAAACUCUUGACCCACGAUGGCUGGCAUCGCUUACUUCGUUUGCUAUCGGAGAAAGGCUUAACAUUUUCCAAAGAUCGGAUAUACGCCAUUCAUGGUAUUGCUUGUCUCAUCAUAGAACGACUUAAAGUUGAAUACUUUAACGGCGUGUUCCGGCCAUAUCUUGCUCAAGGGCUUGCGUGGAACUACUCCCCUAGAGGUCCUUUCGAUGCAUUGCCGGAUGUAUCCGUAGAACCUAGGGACGACCGUUUUCCUACCUGGUGCUGGGCCUCGAAUGGGCCUGUCCAGUUUUCAGAUAUCCCUAAAGGUGAUUGGCACUCCUAUAUUCAUGAUGUUCAUCCACAUAUGUUCCCGACGUAUCCAGGAAACACGAGCUUGACAGACAUCAUCGACUCGAAGCUUCAUAUCAAAGCGCCAAUAAUCCAUGUCGACCUAGUUUAUGAACUUUGGGAAUCCUUCCCUCCUUCAGGGAACGUUAGUAUUGAUUGCGAUGAUGGGGAACCACUAGACCAUUACUUUUGGGUAUGGCUUGAUAAUCAGCUUGGAUCAAAUCAUUCGACGGCCACCAACAUACUACAUAAUGCUAGUCGUGAUACAUUGCUCAAAGGGGUUACUGUCCAGCAGAAAAACUGUGAAGGAUUCAGCGUCAUGUCGGCCAACACAACUGCCUCGCAACAAAAUGGCAUGGAAUUUCUCAAGGAUAAUAAUACUGCAGAUAAGAAGAUUCAAGUCAACAUGACCCCACCUCUCCCAGUGAGAAGAAAUCAGUCUAUCACUGGAAACACCAAAACACACCAUAGAUUUGGAGAAUUCCCUCGAGAAAUACAGAUUAAGAUCUUCAAACUCGCACUUCCUGACCCGCGCAUCGUCUAUCUCAGACUUGAACUCGUGGCUUCGAAGCAUGAAGAAGGAACCUGCUUCCACACGAGCGUGCGUAAAACCAGGGCACCAGGCCUGUUACCUCUGCUUGAAACAUGCACAACGUCAAAUGCCUCAGUCUAUCUCGGAGAUGGAUUUACUAAGAUCAAGAUUGAGCCUCUGGAUGGUCACCCACAUACGACCAACGAGAUGUCUACCAGCACACCUUUGAUCGCUGACAAAAUGACCGGGCUGUUGGAUGAUGUCUAUUCGCGAUGCCCAGGUCUCAAGAGGCUCAGUGUUAUUGGUUCGCAUGAUUGCGCAAGGGAGAUGCCUUCUGCUACUCGACUUCUUAACACUGAUAAAAACUUGCUCAAGCUAGACCUCAAAGAUAAGGACGGGCGUCAAGUUCCGUCUGAGGAGGCGGAUGAUAGGUAUCGAGUGUUGGAGAAAAUACUGAAAGCGCGAUAUCUUUUCGAUAGACAUUUUGAAUUAUAUCGCAAAGAAAUAGAGGAAGAAAGAAACUAUGAUGCCAUCGAAUACUGGAAGAAGGUCGAGGUAGUCGAUGUUUUAUGUUGUUGGCCUGAUGAAUCUCAGGAUGAAUCGAAUUUCUACAUCCCAGAGAUCGACUCCUAUGUGCGCUGCGACGAUGAUGGAUUCUUGGCAACCUUGCCAGAGAGUACGCCAGAUAAGUUGAUAAAGCUAAGAGAUACCCUCAAAUUAGUAGAGCUCGGAGAUGAGCAAUGGUUACACGAGCUACAUCAGGAAAUAUAUAGGCUUAGAUCGAAGCACAGUCAUGUGGGUUUAUAA